AUAUCUGUAUGUGUAUUUAUGUUCAUAUAUAUGCAUUAUUUUGGUCAAAAUUCACUGUUUGUAACAUGUUGGGAUUGCGGCUGAAGCUGCAUAUGUUAUUACUACUGCAGUUGAAUUUGCGCAGCGUUGGCUCCACAUUAAUGGAUACACCCUCCGAGCCGGAAAUGCCAGAGCGGUGUAAAUAUCUGCAGACCUCCAAUGAGGUAAUGUUUCAGAAGUGCAAAGGAAAAUUUCCGCUGGUGGCUUACACGAAAUUCCGUGAUACAUUCAUGAAGCAAACGGAUCGCAUGGCACUCUUUAUGCCGGAAUCAUUGGAUCAUAUUCUGGUGUCCUUGAAGGAGUCCCAGUUGCACUACUGCUACAGCAUCCAAGUGCUCGAGGUUAAUGAGUACUUAUGCUUCGACGAAUUCGGCGGCAAGCGCACUGUCAAGCUACGAUCGGCCCGAAUGUAUUGCUUUCCAUUUCACAUCCAGCUCACAGAUGACCUGAUGCAUGAGUGUAUACUGGAGCGUGAUGGUGUCACUGAAUCAGUACUGGAGGCAAAUACGUUGCGAACGAAGCGCGGCAUUAUUCAUUAUACCUUCGAUAAUGAUUCAGCCGUUCGCUAUUUAAUGUCAAAGCAAAAUGUCAUGAUCCAAAUGUUAGUCGUGUUGGCAAUGUUGUCCUAUUUUUAAAUAUAGCGUAAGCCGGAGAGGUCGAACAAGACAGGAUGGUUGAGCAAUAUUAAUCGGGCAUCAGAAUCAGGCAUAAGUUAGUGAGUAGCCGAGCUUUCCACAAAGAAAUGUCAAAUAUAAGAUACUGCGAGCCACACAGCGAGAACAACAUCGAAUUUUCAAACACUGAUUAACAUUAUUGUAACGAAAAAUAGGCCAAGCAAUCGGCAACUGGUGAAUAAAAUUG
Molecule: messenger RNA, 900 nt
Organism: Drosophila arizonae
Lineage: Eukaryota; Metazoa; Arthropoda; Insecta; Diptera; Drosophilidae
Source: RefSeq, a predicted model, not a curated record